UUGCGCGACAACUUUGCGUCAGCGGCUACUGGUUGGUGGCGUGCGUUCAGGAGGAAGAUCGCAAGGGGAAUGAAGCCGACCCGGCUGUCCCCGCCAGCCUCCCCUAUUACCCAGGAUAUAGUAUGCGCCGCGCGUUCCCUUUGUGCCUUCCUGGCGCAUUACACUUUAAGAGGAAAUCAACAAUUAGAUCGUGAUGGUUACGUGGUACUUGAAGACUUCCUCCGACCAGCAGAAUGUGACGAGCUCGUGGCUGCUGGUAUAGAGAUGACUAAACAGUCUCAGGAUACAUCACACAAAGCUAUAUUCUCAACCACCGAAAAUAACAAACAGCAACUAAAGGAUGACUACUUCAUGAAGAGUAACGACAAAAUCAGUUUUUUCCAUGAAGCCGAUGCCUUCGGUCCCGAUGGAGAGCUUCAAGUGGAUCCAGAUGUUUCAUUAAAUAAGGUUGGUCACGCGUUACAUCUUCUCCAUCCAAUCUUCAGAUGCUACACCUACAGUGAUAGAGUGAAAACUGUAUGCAAAGAACUGGGCCUCCAAGACCCGGCGGUGGUUCAGAGCAUGUACAUAUACAAGAACCCAGUGGUAGCCCACCAAGAUGCAACAUACCUUCACAGUGAGCCAAUACCGGCUGUGGGUUUCUGGAUAGCUCUUCAAGACGCGACAGUACAGAACGGCUGUCUCUGGAUGGCCAGCGGCUCACACAAAUCUGGUGUCCACCGGAGACUACUUCGGAAAUACGAUAACGAAUCGAAAGUAUCUCUAGAAUACGACAGACCAGCUCCUGUCUACCCUCAAUCAAGUUUCACGCCCGUGCCAGUCAGUAAAGGUACCUGCAUCCUAAUUCACGGGCUGGUCGUACACAAGAGUGCUCACAAUAAAUCUGAUAAAAGUCGCCACGCCUACACCUUCCAUGUGGUAGAGAGGCAUAACAACAAAUAUUCCGAAGAAAACUGGCUUCAGGAAGGCGAGAACGCGCCGUUCCUCAACGUAUACAGGACACCACAGAUUGUUUAA
Messenger RNA from Danaus chrysippus (African queen), 1017 nucleotides. Lineage: Eukaryota; Metazoa; Arthropoda; Insecta; Lepidoptera; Nymphalidae. The record is from the annotation of a GenBank genome assembly.